Molecule: messenger RNA, 933 nt
Organism: Suillus discolor
Lineage: Eukaryota; Fungi; Basidiomycota; Agaricomycetes; Boletales; Suillaceae
Product: ribosomal protein S10 domain-containing protein
Exons: 1
Coding region: 195-686 (163 amino acids)
Biological process (GO): translation
Cellular component (GO): ribosome; small ribosomal subunit; mitochondrion
Molecular function (GO): structural constituent of ribosome
Source: RefSeq, a predicted model, not a curated record
GUUCCCUCAACGAUCUUGUCUGGCUCUGCCAACUAUAGCCAGAUUUGUGCGGUUUAAUGGCAGCAGCAGCCACCCAGUGUAUGUGCUUGCUCACUACGUGUCUUGCAGCUGAAUGAUAUCAGCAUUUAUGCAGUGCUACUCGACAGCUGGAAUCAGAGGCUCCAGCACCAUUGACAGAAGAAGAGUUUUCUUCCAUGAUUAUUCAUGGACGCAGCCUCUACCCCCCGUCAUACCACCCCCGCACUCAUUCAGUUCCAGUCGCUCAACUGCAGUUCCGCGCAUACCACCCACAAUUUCUUGAACUGUACAUGCAUUUUGUAGGACAUGCAGCUGCAGCAUUAGGCAUCCCAAUUUCACGCCCGGUGUACUUGCCAACACAACGUUCGCUAUGGACUGUACCUCGUGGUCCGUUCGUGCACAAAAAGAGUCAAGAGAACUUCGAGCGGAAGGUGCACAAACGUGCAAUUAAAGCAUGGGAUGCAGACCCCGAGGUCGUCGACCGUUGGGUGCGGUACAUCUCUCGACAUACAAUGCCUGGAGUUGGGCUGAGAGUGACUCAAUGGAAGAGGGCACCUCCUGGUAUCGGACAACAGAUGGUAGAUGCAGCCGUAGGCUCAACCAGACUAGGAUCAAGUGCCGACAACGUUAAGGCGUUGGCAAAGAAAAUUGUGCAGCAAGAACUUUGAUAUUUUAUACGUUUUCUAUCUUUUGUUUAUUUUGCGCUAUAAUCAUCUGAUGGUCCAUGCAUGAUAUUGCUGUAACUAGAGUACAGGCCCGACUACAUGCAUAUUUUAUGGCUAUCCUACACCUCGUCAGCGUGAUGACUCCCAGAACCAAUUGUAUCUGGUUGACCUCCAGUCUGCAGAAUGGGUCUCUCCGGAGGUUCCCCGACAGAGUAGCCGAUGACUUUGAAUUCUAAUAUGAACAAACAAC